AUGACUAUUACACAACCGGAAACCCAAUUAUUACCUUCCAAGAUCUCAAGUGUUGCUGUUAUUGGUGGUGGUCCCGCUGGUCUUACUUCAGUUUAUGAAUUGUUACAUACUUCAAAGGAUGGGAUUUCAACUGUUGGUGGUGGAUUACCAUUAGAGCCUGCGUUUACCAAGAUUCAAGGGUUUGAACAGCUAUCACAAAUUGGUGGUGUUUGGAAUGCUUCAUUAGAUAAAACUGAUCCCCCAGUUCCUUCAUCAAAAACCUUGAAAUUAGAAAGGUUUAAUGAUCCAUUUGUUUUGAAACCAAGGAAACCAAUUCCUAAAGACUUGGUGAUUGGAAAGGAAGUUAUCAAGCCUUUAGAAAUUCUUCAUCCACAAUAUUCAAAUUCUGCCGUUUAUGAACAUUUAUAUACAAACAUCCCAGAAGAAUUAAUGAGUUUUUCAUAUCAACAACUUCCAAGGUUAUCCGAGUCAUCCAUACGUCCUUUUUUAAGACAUUAUGAAGUACUGGAAAGGUUGAAGCUCUUAGAAUCAACUUAUGACUUGGGGAAGUAUUAUAGAUUUAACACUGAAGUUGAAUCAGUUUCUUAUAAUCCAAACUCCAAGAGUUGGACUUUAGUAUCAAGAACAAUAAAUUAUGGAGAUCAAACAGAAACUUGGAGAUCUGAAGUUUUUGAUGCAGUUAUUGUUGCUGGAGGUCAAAAUAACAUACCUUAUUAUCCACAAAUUAAAGGUCUUCAAUCUUUUAUCCAAUCAUACCCAAAUAAACUGAUACAUGCCAAAACUUAUAGAUCAUCUGAACAAUUGGCAAAUAAAAAUGUUUUAAUUAUAGGUAGUAGUUCUACAGCAUCAAAUAUUAUAAGUACAGGUUUUCCAGUGGCUAAAUCAAUUUAUUUAUCAAGAAGAUCACCAAAACAUAAUUUUGACUAUUUGAAUAGAGUCUUUGCAUCAGAUGGUAUUAUCCCCAAACCAGAAGUUGAAGAAUUCCAUCAGGACGGUACCAUUGAAUUUAAUGAUGGUUCUUUAUUGAAAGAUGUUGAUUUGAUUAUCAUUGCAACUGGUUAUCUUUAUCACGCGCCAUAUCUCCAGGAAGGCCUUUUAGAUUUAAACAAUCCAAUUGAAUCACCAAUUUACUCUAAAAAGGCUGAUAACUUAUAUCUUCAUGCUUUUAACAUCAAAUUACCAACAUUGGCGUUUGUUGGUAUUCCAAAUACACCAACCGUUUGGAGAGCUAUUGAAACCACUGCAAGUGCAGUUGCAGGUAUUUGGUCUGGAUCCAAAAGAUUACCACCAUUAGAGGAUCAAUUGAAAUGGAGAUUGGAAAGAAUCGAAGAAUCAACCAAUGAUAAGAGAUUUCAACAAUAUCCUACUGAUUCUGCAAAGGAAAAACUUAUUGAUCCAUUAUUUGAAUUAGCUCCAAAGGGUAGAACAAAUCCAUUACCUGAUGAUCAGUAUAAACAAGUGAUCAAUAAAAGCUUUGGUGAUUCUGAAAGAUUAUUUUAUGAAUUUAAAAAUGGUGUUCUAAAAGAUAAAUGA
Molecule: messenger RNA, 1533 nt
Organism: Hansenula ciferrii
Lineage: Eukaryota; Fungi; Ascomycota; Saccharomycetes; Phaffomycetales; Wickerhamomycetaceae
Gene: FMO2
Product: dimethylaniline monooxygenase
Exons: 1
Coding region: 1-1533 (510 amino acids)
Molecular function (GO): N,N-dimethylaniline monooxygenase activity; NADP binding; flavin adenine dinucleotide binding
Source: RefSeq, a predicted model, not a curated record